AUGGCAGCAAUCCUGAGCAAGAUCAAGACAGAAGCUGAGGGAACAUUGAGGCUACUCUGGAAGAAGAUCGACCCGAAUGAUCUGAAACCCGGCGACCACAUUUACUCUCAUAGGCGAUACGGUUUAUACAGCCAUCACGGAAUAUAUGUCGGGGAUGGGUUUGUGAUUCACUUUAUCCAGACGGAGACCAAGAACAACGUCCUUCGGCUGCCCAAGGCCGAGAAGUUUGCGCACCGUCCUCCCUGCCCGAAAUGCCUAUACGAUGAAUACAAAGACCUAGGUGUCGUCAGGACAUGCCUCGACUGCUUCUGCUGCCACGAGGAGAAGCUCCACUCCAUAAGGUACUUCGUGUACGGCGCGCCCCGAGUGGGGCUACUGCUGAAGAAAUCGGGAACCUGCACGACGCUUGUGUCCAGCAGGACCGCCAAUGAGGUUGUUGAGGAAGCUUACGAGCUUCUCCGGAGCCAGGGAUUUGGCGAGUACAACCUCUGCCAGAACAACUGUGAACAUUUCGCAACCUUCUGUCAGACCGGAAAGAAACUGUGCACGCAAAUGUCGUUCUACCAUGAUCUGGAAGAGUGGGUCAAGAGACGGAUUUCGUGA
Punica granatum (pomegranate) is the source of this 603-nucleotide messenger RNA. The record is from RefSeq and is a predicted model, not a curated record. Lineage: Eukaryota; Viridiplantae; Streptophyta; Magnoliopsida; Myrtales; Lythraceae.